This is a messenger RNA of Chilo suppressalis (striped riceborer), 922 nucleotides long. Lineage: Eukaryota; Metazoa; Arthropoda; Insecta; Lepidoptera; Crambidae. The record is from the annotation of a GenBank genome assembly.
AUUGCAUUUGUUUUUGUUCCGCAUUUCCGCAAUAUUUUUUUGAAUUUUGUUGAAAAAAGUGAGUGCCGUACCUUGGAGUAGAUAGCGUUAAAGUUCACUUGUUUUUAUUAAAUUAAACCCAAGGGCAAGUGAACUAUGCCCAAACGCAGAAGAUUAUUAACUCCUUCAAAAAAUAAAGCUAGACUAAAUGUUAUCAAGGAGGAGAACGAUUUUAGAAUUAGCGAUGUUGGUGACAAAGAGGUGUCGGCUGCAAGAGGCCGGCUCAAGGGAGCUCUUAUGGAUGUUCUUGACCCCGUAGGUGAAGAGUCUGACACAUCUGUCGAACCUAGUCCUAUCAAAAAGGAAAGGUACAACAAUCAUGACUUUAACCGAGAAUCAGAAGAAGAGAAGGAGUCUAGGAGAAGAUCACCGCCACGCCAGUCUUAUGUAUUGAAGCUGUUCGACAGAAGCGUUGAUUUAUCGCAGUUUGAUGAAAACUCCCCACUGUACCCCAUAUGCAGGGCGUGGAUGAUAAAUCAACCUAAAGCGAACUACAAAGAAUAUGGGCAACCAAAUGAAGAGCCAAAAAUAACAGAAGAGAGUAUAGAACUACCAGGACCUGAAGGUCCACCAGUGAGCAAAAUACCAGAGUUGCUGCCAGAACAGAGAGAUAGAAGCAAAGAAAAUAUCAAUUUAAAUUAUCGUGAAGCCCCGCCACCCAGCCGCGAAUCCCUACUCCGCGGGCACGCGGCGCGCUGGGUAGCGGUGCGCCAGGCCUGGCUCGACCGCGCGCUACUUGUGGAGGCGCGGUACCAAGCCACGCAGCACGCGCUCAACAAGAUCAACGUCACCACCCUGUAGUACAACACCCGAGUUACCUUGGUCGAAACAAGACUCGCACACACGCAAUUUCGAUUCAUAUUUUACAGUAUUUCAUAGUUUU